Aspergillus versicolor CBS 583.65 is the source of this 1429-nucleotide messenger RNA. RefSeq lists its product as uncharacterized. The coding region runs from base 35 to 1318 and encodes 427 amino acids. Lineage: Eukaryota; Fungi; Ascomycota; Eurotiomycetes; Eurotiales; Aspergillaceae. Gene Ontology annotation, molecular function: O-methyltransferase activity. The transcript has 6 exons. The record is from RefSeq and is a predicted model, not a curated record.
CAACAUCUUGUCCACACUAUCCCGCCCCGCAGAAAUGACACAGUCAAACGGCACUCAUACCAACGGCACUCAGACAAAUGGUGCUACCAAUGGUUCCGCUAACGGUACUGCCAACGGCUCCUAUAAAAACGGCACCCACAAGCACGACCAUGUGGACAGUCUCGUGGACAAAGUAAACCAGUCCGUUGGCACAUUCCAAGACGGCCACGCAGAGAAAGACCGACUUGCAGCACUCAAAGCAGCCCAGGAACUGGUCCGCGCGCUCCACGGACCCAAAGACAACGUCUACCACUUGGUCUACUCUCCCACCCAGGCCAUGUGCGUGCGCAUUGGCAUCGACCUGGAAAUAUUCUCUACGCUCAGUAAAGCCUCCGGACCUGUAACUUUGCAAGAGCUAGCAGCUGUGAAGAAUGCCAGCCCUUUAAUUACCGAGCGUGUCCUCCGCAUCCUCGCCGGAAUCGAAUACGUCGCAGAGCACGAUGUGCAUGUAUACAGCGCCACUCGCAUGACGCACCAAAUGACCGACCGGUUCAGUAUAGCCAUGGUGAAGUUCAUCUACGACUUCGGCAUGCCCACCGUCGCCAAGAUCCCCGAGUUCCUGCGCACCCACGAGUACAAGUUCAUCGAAGGCAGCACGUCCGGACCGUGGCAGUACGCUACAAAUAGCGAAGAGUCACUCUGGGACUGGAUUGCGAAGAGCGAGGAGCGGCUUGAUAUCACUCAUAGUUUCAUGGAGGGGGAUCGGGGGAGUCGGCCGCCGUGGGUGGAGUGGUUCCCUGUUCAGGAGCAGUUGAUCGACACGUUCACGGGCAGUGAUGAGGAUGUCUUCCUGGUGGAUGUGGCAGGUGGCAGAGGGCAUGAUAUCAGGACGUUUAGGGAGAAGUUUCCGCAGGCGCGGGGGCGCUUUGUUCUGGAGGAUUUGGAACAUGUUAUUGAGCAGAGUGUGGAUGGGCUGCAGGCUGAGAAGAUUGCGUUUGAUUUGUUUAAGCCCCAGCCGAUUCAAGGCGCACGAGUCUACUAUAUGAAGUUCAUCCUGCAUGACUGGUCAGACAGCGACAGCCUGAAGAUCCUGCAGCAGGUCCGCGAGGCAAUGAAGCCGGGAUACUCGGUACUGGUUAUCGAAGAGUUCAUCCUCCCUCAAAAGGACUGUCCAAUGCUCUCAGCCAUGUGGGACUGGGAGAUGAUGGUCUUCCUUAACAGCCUAGAGCGCUCAGAGGGGCACUGGCGAAGGCUGUUGGAUGAGACAGGCUUUGAGGCAAAGUGCUUCUAUCCUCCUGGUGAUGGACAGGGCAUCAUCAUGGCAGAACUGAAACAGUGAGGUGGGUAGCCUUUGAUAGAUGGUUUUGAAUGCAGUACUGGUGUAUAUAAGUUGUGUAUAAAGGUGUAGGCUGAGCCUGACGCACUGUCGGUCCCACGGCCCCGAGUAGCC